AUGUUUCUUAACCAAUUACUAACUAAUUAAAAUUAAGUAUUAAAUUAUUUAAAUCAAUUAGGUUGGAUUGUUUGACAGUUUAGAAACUAUAACAACAAAUGAAAAUUCAUUAUCUUAGGAUCUUCAUCCUUUUUGA
Paramecium pentaurelia is the source of this 136-nucleotide messenger RNA. NCBI's taxonomy places the organism in Eukaryota, Ciliophora, Oligohymenophorea, Peniculida, Parameciidae. The record is from the annotation of a GenBank genome assembly.